AUGACGAAGACGUCGACCAAUACGCUUCUCUUGCUGCGUCUGUACCGAGAAUUCUUCAACUUCGAAGGCUCGAAGCGCUCGCAGGCGGCGACGCUCCGUGCCGACACGAGGGCCGCAGAGGAGGCCAAGGUGCUGGCAGCAGGUCAGAAAGCUGUGGCCCAUUCGGAAAGACAACGCGCCGAGUCCCAAUACAAAAAAUCUGCUGGACGCCGGUGGUUCAACUUCGAGUCGGAGGAGAUUACGGACGACGCGCGCCGCGACUUCGCCUUGCUGCGUAUGCGUAACUACCUGGACCCAAAGAAAUUCUACAAGAGCUCGGACCACUCGCGUGCGCUGCCCAAACACUUCCAGAUGGGCGUGGUGAUCGAGGGCGCGCACGAGUUCCACUCCGCUCGCCUCACGAAGAAGCAGCGCCGCAAAACCUUCACGGACGAGAUCAUGGCGGACGAGGCCAUCGUGCAGUACACGCACCGCGUGGCCGGCAACAUCCAGAAGGCGCGCAGUAAUCAGAGCCGCAAGAAGAGACGACGCAACUAG
This is a messenger RNA of Phytophthora infestans T30-4, 537 nucleotides long. RefSeq lists its product as uncharacterized. Gene Ontology annotation, molecular function: RNA binding. Gene Ontology annotation, biological process: RNA processing. The transcript has 3 exons. The record is from RefSeq and is a predicted model, not a curated record. Bases 1 to 537 code for a protein of 178 amino acids. Gene Ontology annotation, cellular component: nucleolus. Lineage: Eukaryota; Oomycota; Peronosporomycetes; Peronosporales; Peronosporaceae.